AGGAGCGGACGCGCUCGUGACGCACAUCCGGCGUCCCACCUGAGGAAAAUGGCUGCGCCCCAGCCGCAGGCUUCGGCGGUUUCCUCGGCCGCGGCGGGCGUGUCGGGUCCGGGGUCUGCCGGUGGCCCGGGUCCCCAGCCGCAGCCGCAGCCGGCGCAGCUGGUGGGAGCGGCGCAGAGUGGCCUCCUGCAGCAGCAGCAGCAGGACUUCGACCCUGUGCAGCGCUACAAGAUGCUCAUCCCGCAGCUGAAGGAGAGCCUCCAGACUUUGAUGAAGGUUGCAGCCCAGAACCUGAUUCAGAACACUAACAUUGACAACGGACAAAAGAGCAGUGAUGGACCCAUACAGCGAUUUGACAAGUGUCUGGAGGAGUUUUAUGCUCUCUGUGAUCAGCUGGAACUCUGCUUGCGCCUGGCCCACGAAUGCCUUUCACAGAGCUGUGACAGCGCCAAGCACUCUCCGACGCUGGUACCCACGGCCACCAAGCCAGAUGCGGUACAGCCAGACAGCUUGCCCUAUCCUCAGUACCUGGCUGUCAUCAAAGCCCAGAUCACCUGUGCCAAGGACAUUCACACUGCCCUGCUGGACUGUGCCAACAAGGUCACGGGCAAGACCACUGCAGCCUCCACUGGCCCUGGGGGCAGCCUCUGAGGUCUUGGUAGGGGCUGGGACAGAGAGAAUGAAGUGUGGCCUAAGGCAAAACAGGUGGCCCCUGUUUCUGAUUUGUCAUGCCAGAGCAAUGUUGCUAUAACCAGCAGGGGGCAGCAGAGAUCUGCAGGCAGCACAGCUCUGCACUCCCCUCUGCUCCCUGUGCUAGGAUGGACCUCCCAGCUGGGCCUCUGACGACCUCUGUUCCAAGGACUCUUCCUCCUCCCUUACCUCCGUGUCCCACCUGGCCUUGGGUUUGGCCCUGAUGGUCCUUUAGACCUUCCUCAGUCCUUCCCAGUAUAUGCAUUCUUUUUUUUAACCCACCUUCCCCCACUCCUGCCUCUCUACCAUAAGGGGAACUAAAAUGAUGGUUACCUGGGGCUCCAGGAAAAGGAGAAGUGCAGAAAUGUAAAGUCUGACCUCAGCACACACAACCUGGGAGCAGCUUGGGUCCCAACUGGUCCCUGCGUCAGCAGAGCUCUAGCGGACAGCAUUGUGCAAUGUGUGGCGAGGCCUGCUCAGAGGGACUCCUAGGUCUGUAUUUUUAGCCCCAAAGCAGAAGUGAAAAGGCCCCAGCAGGAAUGAAUCAUGGGUUCUGGGGAAGAACCCAGCUCCUCCGGGAAACAGGUCCUGGAGAGGGGGCUUCAGGGAAGGAGGGAGAACCCCACAGGCACCCCACUUCCCAAGGACUUUGGGGAGCUACCAACCCAGGCCCAGCAGUCUGUGAAAGGCUGGAGUGACAGAAUGCUUGGGGAACUGCCCCCACCGAAUACCUUCUGUGCCCCGAGUCCCAUGUCACCAACCAGUCACCUCAUGAACUGGACCCUGUGCCUGCAAAAACCCAGAGACCCCACCCUGGGAACUCUGUAAAGCCAUCAAGUGAGCAGACCCUGCCGAGGCAUUCCUCUUCUGCCUGCCUUCAGUGCCAGGAAACCUGAGCUCUACCCGUUUGUCAUCCCCCUCCCUCCAAUUCCCCUGGCCACUGGGAUAAAAGUCACUGAUCUUGA
Mesocricetus auratus (golden hamster) is the source of this 1655-nucleotide messenger RNA. It is a transcript of the gene Med29, whose product is annotated as mediator complex subunit 29. Gene Ontology annotation, molecular function: transcription coregulator activity; transcription factor binding. Gene Ontology annotation, biological process: regulation of transcription by RNA polymerase II. The coding region runs from base 49 to 651 and encodes 200 amino acids. The transcript has 4 exons. Gene Ontology annotation, cellular component: mediator complex. Lineage: Eukaryota; Metazoa; Chordata; Mammalia; Rodentia; Cricetidae. The record is from RefSeq and is a predicted model, not a curated record.